Molecule: messenger RNA, 1294 nt
Organism: Owenia fusiformis
Lineage: Eukaryota; Metazoa; Annelida; Polychaeta; Sabellida; Oweniidae
Source: the annotation of a GenBank genome assembly
CACUUAUUAUAGUGGAACUUACGGGAUAGGUUUUCACAGUGAACCAAUAAAAUGCAUAUAACUAAAACAAAAUGUGGACUUCUGCUUGGACUGUUAAUUGGAUGUAUGUGUACAUAUUUUGUUUUGAAUGCAAGGUCAUCAAUACAAAUGAACAGCAAUUCCUGGAUGGCUAACUUAAAAAGAUUUACCAUACAGCAUAAACAAAUUGAUGAAUCAGAAAAUGCUAACAAGACAGAAGAAUCUGUGAAAGAUUCUACAGAUAAAAUGAAACUCAAAACAAAGCAAGAUCCUAUCGAUAUAUUGCCAUUUACCAUAUAUGAGAAAGCAAAUCAGAAUAUAGUGAUAUACAACAGAAUGCCUAAAUGUGGUUCUUCAACAAUGAUGACCUUCCUGAAGAAACUCAGUUAUGGCAAGUUUAAAAUGAUGCAUUCAUAUAUAUAUGAUCAGAAACAACUUAAUGACACCAAUGACAUCCUUAAUUUUGUGGAAUCUUUUAGGGAUUGUGAGUCAAGAAAAUGUGUGACGGACCGCCAUAUUCAUUUCGUAAAUUUCGAGAACUUUGGAUUGAAACAGCCAAUUUACUUCAACAUUAUCAGAGAACCUUUUGAGAAUGUGUUAUCAGCAUAUUACUUUGCAUAUGGAAAAAGAAAGCCAAUGAUUAAACGAGCUGAAUAUUACAAAAGCCAUAACAAUCCAACCUUUGAAGAAUGCAUUAGAAUAAACAUAAACAUUAUUCAAGAUGUAGAUGAUUGGUGUUUUAUUGGUCCAAUCGCCAAACGAUAUGUUGUAUGGUUCUGUGGCCAUGAAGCAAUCUGUUCUACCAAUAUGACAUAUGGACUUCAAAAGGCCAAACACAACAUUGAUAAGUAUCACAUGCUAGUUGGACUUACUGAGGAAUAUGCAUUUACACUGAAGGCAAUGGAGCGAAUACUACCAUCCUUCUUUGAAGGAAUUGGACAUUUCAAUGCUUCAACAAGAGUGAACCAAAUAGCCGAGUCAAAAAAGAAAAGGCCAUCAUCAAAGAUGAUAAUUGAAUAUGUGAAGAUGAGGUUAAAAGAAAAUUAUGAAAUAUACUACUAUGUGAAGCAAAAGUUUCAUGCAACUUUGAAAAAGUUAAAUGUGAGCUGAAUAUGAGAAAGCCGAGUCAUACUAUCCAUAAAUUAGUAGUAUCAUUAAUAGUUACACCACAAAUAGUUUAUCAUGAACACCUAUGCCAUUUAUUACUAGAAAUUGGCAACUCUAAGGAGUAGUAAAUCCCAACGAACGUUAUGAAUCUGUAUAUACCAUCUACUCU